AACAUGCCCCAAACUUGCAGCGACGAAGUGAAAUCGCCAUUCAACAACGCCCAUCCUGGACCUGGCGAUAAAGUGAGCAAUUUUCAAGAAUUUCCAGCAACGGAAAGUUUUAUCAUGAGGGGAAUUUGUGCACAGGCCGAACGGGUAUCAGGUCUAUCUGGAUGAUAGAAAUGGAAGUGGAUUCAUGGACUUUGUAUGUUGUCCUGACAACCCUUGCCUGUGUCCAAUGGAAGGUCAUAAACGGCGAUAUUUCGAACAACACACAUCACAGAGGACGGCAUGCACACAGGCGACUUGAAAUAAUUGAGCAGGUCUUGGCCACGUAUGACAAAAGGAUCCCGCCGAACUUCGAAAGUGAUGAGCCACUUGAAGUGCGAUGUAACAUGUACAUAGCGGCGCUGGAUUCUAUAAGUUUUAAGAAUAUGGAAUUCCGCGUCUCCUUCUUCAUGAGGCAGCGAUGGAAUGACCCGAGGCUAACAUUUGAACCCUUAGGCAACGAAACCAUGUUAAAUCUUGACUCCCGUAUGGCAAAUGACCUAUGGACACCCGAUCUCAUCUUUCUCAUGGAGAAAAAAGGCCGCGUCCAUGAUAUCACUGUUCCCAAUAAGCUGAUACGCAUGUACAGUAAUGGGGAUGUUUUAUAUAGCAUGAGGCUUUCUCUGACCAUCGCCUGCGCAAUGGCCCUCCAAAAGUUCCCACUUGAUACCCAGAUAUGUGGCAUUGAAUUCGAAAGCUUCGGCUACACCCGCGACAGGUUAGAGUUUGUCUGGGAUGAUACAGACCCCGUCCUUUUCAACAAAGAUAUGCAGUUGGCCGAGUUUCGUCUAACCGAUAUUAGCCUGGAUGUUUGUCAUAAGUCAUACACAACCGGUGAAUUUCCCUGCCUCCUCGUCCAUUUCGCCUUGACCCGUGAGAUUGGGUUUUACAUGAUCCAGACGUUCGUCCCCAGCGCACUGAUCGUUAUGCUUUCAUGGGUCUCCUUCUGGAUCAACGCCGAUGCCGUCCCGGGACGUGUGACGCUAGGGGUCUCCACGGUUCUCACCAUCACUACCCAGAAUGCCGGGGCCAGGCAGGGAUUGCCACACGUGUCAUACGUCAGAGCCAUUGACGUGUGGAUGACAUCAUGCAUGGCGUUCGUCUUCGGCGCCUUGGUAGAAUAUGCAUUUGUUAACGUCCUCAGUCGGAGAGAGGUUAGGAAGACUGUGAUAAUCCGACAGAAGUCGAAUAGACUUAGCAAAGGUCACGUGAUAGGCGAAAACGGGCAGUUGAUUCCAGGAAGAAAGUUCGGCACGACCAGCUUACCUCACGAUGUGGAAAAGGUGGAAUACGUCCGGGACCCGGAAGGGCGGGAAAAGGCCAGGAUGGUGGAUAAGAUUUCCCGCGCAGCUUUCCCAGUGACUUUUGCUGUGUUCAGCAUCAUCUAUUGGGCAGUCUAUGCCACGUGACGAUGACGUCAUUUGCCUUACUCUCAGGGACAUCAUGCGACCACAUUGGACUAUCUCCAGGGAGACAAAAUGCACCUUUACGCCAACGGGUUUCCUGAGACAGUGGUUGUUUAGCAGGAUUAUCUUUUGUCUUCUUUACAUCAUUAUGACGAUUUUACAAUCGACUUUAUCAGACGAAAUUCAGGAAUGACCGAACUUUUUCAGAUUUUAUUACACCACCGAAAACCUCUCACGGCGUUGUCUUGAUCAUAACCUUCUUCUUCUUCUGCGUUCAGAUUUUCAUAACCAUUAUAACCUCAAGUUGUGCGCCGCGACAAAAUCGGCUGUUUGUUGCAGGUCUUCGGCUGUUCCCCAUAGCUUAGUCUUCAGUGACAAUGGCUCCGGCCAAAAUUCCUGUCUUCUUUUCAUCAAGGGACAGUCCUGCAGAAUGUGCCUUGGCGUUUGGUCGCCGAGUCCACAUUCGCAGGAAGCAGUUGGAUGGAGCCCAAGUCUCUUCAGGUGCUGGUGGAGUUUGCAGUGCCCUGUACGGAGUCGAUAGAUGGAGACUUGGCCUUUUCUGUCAAGUUGGUGGAUGCUGAUCAUAACCUGACUUGGACUUACAUGCAUAUCUCUGUGUUUUCAACUGGCCAAAGCGGUGUAGCGGGUGAUGUCCGUGAGAGGACACCUGUCUUUCAACACUAUUUUCAAAUAGUGCGACUGAUUGUGAUUUUAUUAUUUUUUAGUGCCGAAGACACAAAUA
Lineus longissimus is the source of this 2184-nucleotide messenger RNA. Its product is annotated as glycine receptor subunit alpha-3-like. The transcript has 11 exons. Gene Ontology annotation, molecular function: transmitter-gated monoatomic ion channel activity involved in regulation of postsynaptic membrane potential; chloride channel activity; excitatory extracellular ligand-gated monoatomic ion channel activity. Lineage: Eukaryota; Metazoa; Nemertea; Pilidiophora; Heteronemertea; Lineidae. The record is from RefSeq and is a predicted model, not a curated record. Gene Ontology annotation, cellular component: neuron projection; synapse; plasma membrane. Bases 162 to 1445 code for a protein of 427 amino acids. Gene Ontology annotation, biological process: chemical synaptic transmission; regulation of membrane potential; nervous system process.